AUGUCUGUAAAUAUUGUGGAUGGCGACGCAAUUCUCAUACUUCUUCGAGAUGCUAUUGUGCAACAUUUACCUUUGAAAGAUAUCAAACGUAUUCUUUGUUUCAAGCAAUUAGAUCUCAAUGGAGCUGUACGUCGCGGUCUUCGUGCAUUGCAUUACGCUGUAUUCGAGAACGAUCUGGAAUGUGUGCGUCUUCUCGUCGAGGAUUACCAUGCUGAUGUCAAUGUCCUUGAUGACGCUGGUUACUCACCCUUGCAUCUAGCUUCCAAAUACGGUUUCAUUGAUAUCAUCCAUGUUUUGAUUGACAAUGGUUCGCUAGUCAAUUUUCAUACUGCUUCCACACAUUCAGUUACCACAUCCCAUCAAGAAGUUAUCAUUGAGCCCUUGAGUCUUUCGUUAGAGAAUAAUCAUAUCGAUUGUGCACGUUUAUUACUGUUUUCUGGCGCCAACGUGAAUCAACAUUAUUUUCUCGGUUAUGAAAUUAAUCUAUUACCAUAUGAGAAUCUGUCUUCGUUGGAGUUAAUACUAAAACACGGAGCGAAUCCAAACGCACUUUCGCGAAGUGGUAUAACACCGUUAAUCAAAGCGUGUCGCGAAGGAAAUCUCGGUGCAGUCACUCUCCUAUGUCGCUACGGUGCGAAUGUAAAUUAUGUAACGAGAAAAUUUCGACAACGAAACGCUCUGAUUACAUCGAUCGAUUCGAAACGUGGUGAUAUUAUUGAACAACUCUUGAUCUACGGUGGUUUUACUAAUAAACAUCCAGAUUUAUGCAAUUCACCAUUAGAAUUAGCGAUUCGCAAAGAUGAUAUCAAUACUGUACAAUUAUUAAUCGCAUUUGGUGCUGAUACAAAUGAGGAAACGAAUGAAGAUAAUGAAUGCAUCACUCCAUUGAUUCUCGCUUGUCAACUAGCAAACUUAGGAAACCAGUAUUCGAUCAUAAAAAGUUUGUUAGAAAAUGAUGCUGAACCAAAUCAAUCAGUUUCAUAUAAUCCUCAGCAUCAUCAUCAGCAUGUGCCAUAUCGAACACCAUUGGUAACAUAUAUUAAUUACGCUCGUGAUCGACGAUUGGACAUGAGAAUUAUUCGUCUCUUGAUUGGGUACGGCGCACGAGUUUCGUUUUCCAGAGGACGAGAUAGUGUCUUGCGAUUUCUACGUCGGUUUCAAUCGAAUUCGCAUUUGAUUGAAGUACUUUGUGAGGCGGCUUACUUAUUUCAUCGAAAUUAUAUCGUUGAAUGCACGGAAUUAGAUGAAACGACUAAGUCAGUAAUCUAUCGAGCAGCAACGACGCCACAGACAUUGAAAAAUAUAACUCGAAAGCAAAUCCGAGAUUAUCUAUUUAAUUCAUCACUGAAAAUCCGUAUUGAACGUGCGGUGAAAAAGUUAGAUUUACCUGUAUUUUUGCAACGAUAUUUAUUGUUCGAUGAUGUCUAA
This is a messenger RNA of Adineta ricciae, 1428 nucleotides long. The record is from the annotation of a GenBank genome assembly. NCBI's taxonomy places the organism in Eukaryota, Metazoa, Rotifera, Eurotatoria, Adinetida, Adinetidae.